This is a messenger RNA of Neltuma alba, 758 nucleotides long. Its product is annotated as fasciclin-like arabinogalactan protein 11. Gene Ontology annotation, biological process: plant-type secondary cell wall biogenesis. The transcript has 2 exons. NCBI's taxonomy places the organism in Eukaryota, Viridiplantae, Streptophyta, Magnoliopsida, Fabales, Fabaceae. The annotation marks the transcript as partial. The record is from RefSeq and is a predicted model, not a curated record. Gene Ontology annotation, cellular component: plasma membrane.
UCUGAUACAAAACAAAAGGCACCAGCAGGCCCCACCAACAUAACCCAAGUCCUGGAGAAGGCAGGCCAGUUCACUACCUUCAUCAAGCUUCUCAAAGCUACUCAGGUGGCGGACAGAAUCAAUUCUCAGCUCAACAACUCAAACCAAGGCCUCACGAUCUUCGCACCCACUGACAAUGCCUUUGCCACCCUAAAAUCAGGCGCUCUCAACUCAAUCAAUUCCCAGGAACAGCUCCAGCUCGUGCAGUUCCAUAUCCUCCCCAGUCUCUACACUAUGUCCCAAUUUCAGACUGCCAGCAACCCCUUGCAGACGCAAGCCGGAAAUGGAGGCGACGGCCAAUUCCCCCUCAACGUCACAACCUCCGGAAACCAAGUGAACGUAACCACCGGAGUGUCGUCGACGCAGCCGUCGCUAAUACUUUACAGUGACAACCAGCUCGCUGUGUAUCAGGUAGAUCAGGUGCUUCUUCCUUUGGCGCUUUUUGGCGCGCCCCCCACGGCAGCACCGGCACCGGCGCCAAGUAGGCCCGAGAAAAAUGUCCGACCUUCCGAUUCUCCUUCUUCAACUACACCGGUUGAUACUUCAAGUGUGCUGGGUCUCAAUGUCCUGAGAGGGAAAGGGGUUAUCCUCAGUAUUGCAGUAUUGUUAUUGCUUGCUGCAAAGCUGUAAAAUGUUCUGAAUGUAACUGAGAAUUGUUUGUCACUGAAAUAUACUCCUGAGCGGAGAAGGCUUGCGUGCGCGCGUGCUAGUUUCUUGUU